Chaetomium fimeti is the source of this 4065-nucleotide messenger RNA. RefSeq names its product Gryzun, putative trafficking through golgi-domain-containing protein. The transcript has 4 exons. The record is from RefSeq and is a predicted model, not a curated record. NCBI's taxonomy places the organism in Eukaryota, Fungi, Ascomycota, Sordariomycetes, Sordariales, Chaetomiaceae. The coding region runs from base 250 to 4065 and encodes 1271 amino acids.
CCACUUGCUCCACAACACUGCAUUGAAGCCUCGAACAUCGAACAUCGAACCUUGGAAAUACGGAAUUCCACACCCAACACUCAGACCCGACCGAAAACGCGAAGUCGUAGAAAUGCGCUAUUAUCAGGAGAACUAGCGAUACCCUGCAAGAAGACCAUCAGUGGCAUCCACAGCACAGCGCAUAUACGAGGGCGAUUGGCGGGGUCGGGUUCGAAUUCUACAAAUAACUUAGACCCAUUUAACGACGCCAUGGACGAGUAUCCUGCCGGCAGUUUGGACCAUAGUAUCCCAUAUCUGCUUACAUUAGGGACCCGGACGGGCACGCCGUACGAUUCCGGGCUGAGUGCCGCCCUCAAGGAACAGGCCGUACUCAUCAGAUCCGAACUCCCUCCCCUCGAAUCCGACCAGGCGCAAGCACUGCUGCGUUACAUCCAGGACCGUGAUGCCUCCCAAAUACCCUGCAAUGGAAGAGAUGCGUCUGAGAGGAAAUACCGGUUUCGGAUCAAGUCGGCUGAAAGGUCACUUCUUCUACCACCACGCCGUGCCCGCCUCCCUGAAGGUAUCGAGUCUCCGCCUCCUUCGGCCGUGCUUCACUCGCCCUACUCCCCUCUAAGUCCUAUCUCGUCUCUCUAUCCCGACGGUCUCAUCGACACGCAAUGGAUCCGCAAACAUCAAGACCUCGUCCCCGCUGUCCUCCUCUGUUGCUACACCCUCACAUCCGACCCGAGCCUUGCAACAUUAUGUGACAACCAGAUAAAGACCGAUGUGAACAAUAUCAGAGCGCUCUUGAGCCAGUCCGGUUAUAAGACGCGGCUGGCGGUUGUGCUCCUGAGCGACCAUGUCUCUCCUUCGUCUUCCAUUGAUGGCGUCCAGGACCGGUUAGAGAUUAUUCGCAGGGGCUGUGGUUUGGAUUCAAAGGCAUUAUUCCUCGUUCCCUCGAGCAAUUCCCAAGAGGAGCUCGAGCGCGUCGCAGAGAACAUGCUUACGACGCUCUAUGUGGUGUCCGUCGAGUAUUACCGAGAUCUUGGGAGGCAUUCCCGAAAGAAGAGGGGCAGAGGCAUUGUCCCUCAGCCGACAAUUCCCCCAACCUCUGGUACCUCACAAACGCUCUCGUUAGCUGGCUGGAACGUUCGGUAUGACUUCAAGUCGGCUGUUUUUGCCGAAUUCCGCCUGGAAAUGGAUGUUGCCUUGCGCUCUUAUGAGCAAGCCUACGAGAACCUGCUGAGCUCCGAGUUGAUGGAGCUCAUCCCCAGCUGGAAUCCGCGAUGGAAUGAAGCCAGGUUCCUAGCCGAUGUUAUCGCCGUGCGCUGUCUGCGGUGCUUAUUGUGGAACGCCCAGCACAGUGCAGCCGCCCGGAGGUGGCUUUCUCACCGUGAAAGGAUAGCCGACUUCGUUGACCGCAGGGGGAGGGGCACCAACAAUUACGGUUGGGAAGCUUGGGAGGCUCGAUGGGCCAUCGUCAUGGCUGAUCUCAUCGACAAGAUCGAUAUACCGGAGCUUUUCCCUGUCACGCUCAAACUCUACCUCCCGCCAGAGAAGAGCAUAAUGGGGGAGCGGCUACAGCCUUGGGAAUUACUUCAUCACCCGGGGUACUGGUACCGUCUUGCCGCGAAACACUUGCAAGCGCGGAAGGCCUUUGCGCAUUCGAUCCCAGAAGAUGACAGGAGAUCGCCGAGCGACUCACCCGCCUCCCACGUCGCCAAAUCUGCCUUCACAUACGACACGUACAUGUGCCCUGACCCUUACGAGGAAUACCCGUUAGGCCGUCAAGGCGUAAAUCAUGCCAAGAUGAUCACUGACUGCUUAAUGCGAGCUCGCGCAGAAUUCUUGAAGCGACGUCAAACACGUUAUGCCGCGGAAGUGUCGUUGGAAUGCGCCAGAGAGCUUGCUAUGGCUGAUGACUGGCAGGGAGUUUUAGAGCUCCUGCGCCCUAUGUGGAAAGAAUUAUCGUUUCGAGCUGAGGGAUGGAUUGCCAUAGCUGAGGAAAUCAACUGGGCUCUCAGGACCGCGGCUGCGGAGGUCGGUGACGCCGAGUCGGUGCUCCUCGCCGAUUGGGAGCUGCUCUCACGAGACUUCGCGAAACGCCCGAACUGGCAUUACGAUAUCACGCGAUCCCUGGAAGACGUCACGCUCACCUCCAAGCCCAAUGUUUCAAUCAGGGAUGGGCAGCUCGUAUCUUUCAUGUCCGCCUCCUUCCUCUUUCAAAGUGAGGAGGGAAAGGCCGGGCAAAACGUUCGCGGUCAGCUAUCGAUCAAAUCAAAUGCCCACCUGGGGUCGGCGCCCGUCGUUCUCAGCACUGUCUACCUCAGCUUUGACGGCAGCUUGGAUGGCAUCAUUCUACGGCACCACGACAACGGGCGAACAGCGCUGCAAAGUCAGGGUAAAGCGGCCCUGGCCACAGUAUCCUUGACUAGGCAGGCGGAUGGCGAUGGCUCCCAGCCAGCCGCGCCAGCCGAAAUUAGUAGCGGCGUCACACUCGUCGGAUCUGCCGACUUGACAUUGCGGCCGGGCCAGGCUCUUGUUUUCAACAUGCAGAUACCCCUGCGGGAGCCUGGCGAAACACGCGUAGACUCUCUCACUGUCAAUGUUGGGUCUGAGACUUUUGACUUGCGGCAAUCGUUGACCUUCCAGGAAAGGGGAAAUACUAACCUCUGGUACAUCUCUCCCUCCAAUACCAAAUACGUCGCACAUCCCCAACCCCUCGUCGUUCGAGUCCUACCAAGACCUCCCAAAAUGGAGGUCAGGUGCCCGGCGUGGAAGGAGCAGUACUAUACAGACGAGCCGAUGGACCUCGAGUUUGAAGUCGAGAAUGGCGAGGACAUCGAGGCUCUGGCCAAAUUAGACGUGGUUUUAUUUGGCGAGAAGCCACCGCUAUUUACGACGUCUAUCCCCGAGCACGAGGACCAGACAUCGUCGAGCAUUCGCAGCGAAGAAACUAGGAUCUCUGGGGCGCCAAUGGGCACCAUCGGGAGCCUCAAGUCACUCACUGUCCGCAUCCGGCUACCACCGAUCGAACGCUCAAGCCGGUACGACUUGACGCUCAAGGUUACCUACUUCCUACCGACCAACCCCGGCACGCCCAUAUCACAGACUGCCGUCUUUCAGCUCAACGUCGUCAACCCCUUCGAAGCUAACUACGACUUCCUUCCACGAGUCCACCCCGACCCCUGGCCAAGCCUCUUCGAUCCCGACAACAUUGCCCUCCCCAUCACCAGCGAUAGCGACGACGUCACUCCCCAGCCCCCCUCCGGCAUCUCCCAAGCCUGGUCCCUCGUCACCCGCUACGCCUCCUUCGCCUCGGAACCUCUCCGGGUAACAGAUGUCGACAUAGUAAUCCAACCAUCCGCCACAUCCCGCUGCGCGACCACCACCAAAUACACCAACAUCCCCACCUCAGGCGCCGGCCGCCUCGUCAACCCCAAAACGAUCGAAGAAGCCACCUUCGACCUCUCGGCUCAAAAGCUCACCGUCGACGACCGCAGCCACGCCCCGCUCGACAUAUCCCUCAUCAUCAAAUGGACCCGCGCCGACACCCCCACCAACCCAGCAGCCCUAACAACAACAACACCAAACACCACCUCCCUCCCCAUCCCACGCUUCACCCUCUUCGGCACCGAACCGCGCGUGCUCGCAUCAGUCACCCACCGGCGCCGCCGCGGCGGCGGCAGCGGCAGCCCGCCCACCAGCGCCACCACCACUACCACUCCCUCGGCGCCGGCCAUCCCCCUAAUCACGCUAACCAUCACCAUCGAGAACGCCUCCAACCACUUCCUGACCUUUGGCCUCGCCAUGGAGCCCAGCGAGGCCUUUGCCUUCUCUGGCCCCAAGCUCACCACCGCCAGCCUGCUGCCUGUUUCGCGCCGCGCGGUUGAGUACAGGCUGCUGCCGUUUGACCUCGCCGCUGCCGCUGCCGCGGGUGGGGAUGGGCGGGUGGAUGGGUGGUGGAUCCGGCCGGGGCUGGUGGUGCGUGAUAAAUACUUCCAGAAGGUGCUGAGGGUGAUCGCGGCUGGGGAGGGGGUGAGGGGGGGGAAGGAGGGGUUUGAGGUUUGGGUUCCGAGGUUUUGA